Dermacentor silvarum is the source of this 8912-nucleotide messenger RNA. RefSeq names its product ammonium transporter Rh type A. The record is from RefSeq and is a predicted model, not a curated record. The coding region runs from base 600 to 2066 and encodes 488 amino acids. The transcript is spliced from 9 exons. Gene Ontology annotation, biological process: ammonium transmembrane transport; ammonium homeostasis. NCBI's taxonomy places the organism in Eukaryota, Metazoa, Arthropoda, Arachnida, Ixodida, Ixodidae. Gene Ontology annotation, molecular function: ammonium channel activity. Gene Ontology annotation, cellular component: plasma membrane.
CCUGCCUGAUACGAUGGGCCCAUCGUAGGUACGAAGCUGGUAUCAGGGUAGGUUUGCGCGAGUGCUCAAACGCGAUAGCAAUCGUCAUGCGAAAGUCAUCGGAACAGAUGUAAAGACCAUAAGGCACGUGGCACUAUACAUACGUAUAUACCUGGAUUAAAGAGGAACCAAACCUGGAAUGAUGCAUUCUAUUUAUAUUUCGGCAGCCAGCCUUUAUACUACGUCUCGAGAACACGUGCAUCAAAGUAACGCUGAUAACGAGCAAAUGCCCAUGAAUUCCCAACUAGCGCCCAGCGGUGUGCGCACUGCAACGCUGUAUUCCCAAACGUGGAAACCACGUUGCUCUGCAGUUGCCGUGCCACUCGCGAUACAGAUUGUUCGGGCUGUGCCUAAUGGCCCAUUACGGAAUUUUUCCGCUCGCACCGAUUACCGUUUCAAGCGCCCGCUUUAAAAUUACCCCCAACCUCGCCAUGUCCUUAAUCGUCUUUCUUCUUGGCCGUGUGCUGAAAUAUUCAAUGCUCACCACGAAUGUUUCUCGGCAGUUCAAGAGAAAAGAGUCCCCGUUGCUGAGCGUGUAUUGUCGGUGAUAGUCAUUCGGCAUGGAAGCUCGCAUCAAGACGGCGUUCGCACUCGGCCUCGUGGAAGGGAUCCUGCUCAUUCUUUUCGGCGUGUGCGUCACCUUCGAUCGGCCCGUCCAGCCGAGACAUGUUACAGCCGCCGAGGAAAAGUCCAACGAAGCAACUUUCAACCGCUUCUAUCCGAUGUUCGAGGACGUGCACGUGAUGGUGUACGUCGGCUUCGGCUACCUGAUGACGUUCCUGCGUCGAUUCGGCUACAGCGCUGUGGGCAACACGCUGCUGCAGAGCGCCAUCGUACUCCAAUGGGCCGUCAUCAUGCGUGGCAUAUGGCGCGUGAACAAUGCCAAAAUACCGCUCGACAUGGAAAGCCUCCUGGGUGCCGAGUUUUCGGCAGUCACGUACCUCAUCUCUCUCGGUGCACUUCUGGGCAAGACGAGCUUGAUCCAGAAUGCCAUUAUCGGGAUCGUGGAAACCGCGCUUGGUGCCGGCAACGAAUACCUAGGUGUAUCGGUGCUCCAGGCCGUGGAUCCUGGCGGCUCCAUUUUCUUGCACACCUUCGGGGCCUACUUCGGCCUGGCACUAGCCUUCGCCCUGCAUAGGAAAGACCACUUGAGCCACCGCAACGAGGGAUCUUCGUACACUUCUGACGUCUUCGCUAUGAUUGGCACGCUCUUCUUGUGGCUGUAUUGGCCGAGCUUCAACGCUGCCACGGUCCAAGGCGCCGAGAGGCACCGAGCUGUGAUCAACACUUACCUCGCCCUGACGGCGUCAUGUCUGACUGCGUUCGCCGCCUCGUCGUGUCUCGACGGCCGAGGAAGACUGGACAUGGUCCACAUUCAGAACUCAACACUAUCAGGUGGCGUUGCCAUUGGCAGUAUUGCGAGCAUCCUGGGUGAACCUCACAGCGCCAUCAUAGUGGGCAGUAUAGCCGGAGGAAUUUCAGUGUUGGGAUACAAGUUCAUUACGCCUUUCCUGUCUCGCCGCUGGAGCGUGCACGACACAUGCGGCGUGCACAACUUACACGGCAUGCCGGGACUGCUCGCCGGUGUUAGCAGCAUCAUACUGGCGGCCACAACGUCCCAGGAGUCUCAUGGCGACAGAUUAUUCUCCAUCUAUCCGGCGAGGGCGUCCGUGUUCAACGUGACCGACGGUCAUGGCUUCAACGUGACUUAUGGGCUGGGCCGGUCCGCCGGAGAACAGGCCGCCUUCCAGCUCUGGGCUCUGCUCGCCACAUUAGCCAUCGCCAUCUCCGGAGGCCUGGCCACAGGACUCUUGGUUCGGUUGGAGUGCUUCGAGCCCGUGGACGUCCAAGACCUGUUUGACGAUGGAGUAGCUUGGAGCGUGGCGGGUCCCGAGUUGCCCACGUUCUUGGAAGUGAAGCCACGAAAGGCUUCCCCUCCAAGAAGGCCUCAAGUCCGGUUCAAAAACCGCGUCAUGAGCAUCGUGCGCGAAACCAGGGCUAAAGCUCUGGGUACCUCUACCCACUAAAGAACGAAAACAUCGGACGCGGAAUGCUGACCUAUACUUGGUACUAUUGAGCGAUGGAAACAAUGUGAAUAAAAGAAGCGCGACGACUCUGUUUCAUGCAUUUGCGGACAGUGAAUAAAGCUAAGUUCGUACCGUAGUGGUACAUACAUUCACACUUCUAGAAGGGGUUUGAGGCUCAAAAUAGGACACAGGCUCAGAGCAGACACGAACAAGCGCACUCUUGUAACAUAUGGUCUAGACCGCAGACGUUACUACGUCCACAUUUCCUGUGUAGUGCGCUCUAGUACUGCGCUGCCGAGUAAAGAAACAGUAACACAUCAGAUGCUGUAUAGGCUCACUGAACCGCGUUGGUACUGUUUUGCCUGCCCGUCCUGCGGUUCCCGCUGUUUGCAAACAUUGGGCAGCUUUAGCUGAGCGUCCUUUACGGUCCCGUUCCACUCGCAUUUCACGCGUUAAGGCAGAAUUGCGUUCAGUGUUGCCAGAUUGGGCUAUUUGUACCCAAAUUUGGCUACUUAAAUUUUCGUUUGGCUGUGUUCUAGAUGAGUUGGUCAUGUGGCUAUUUUUGGGCUACAUUUUUAUGUGGAUCAGGAAUCAUAAAAAAACUGUGUGUUAAGAUUCUCGGUACCUUCGACGAGCUGUUGGUGCAACCUUUUUCUGUUUGUUUCCGCAUCUGCGUCCAUGGCAUGGCACGAUGCACCGGGUUUUGUGCUAGGGCCUAAUUUCUACGUCCGCCCGUUACAAAGGGAAGAGCACCGUACGAUCAUCAUCCAUGUUGGCUAGAAAUAGUGCGUGCGGUUAGCCACUGUGGGCAACCAUGGUGAACGAUUUGUAUUUGAUAUUUUUUUUCUUCGAGUGUUUUACCUCUUGUAGUCAACCCCUUUCCUUGGGCGUGUGCUUGAUGCUUGUAUAUAUGUGAUAUCUUUUACUUUUAAAUGCGAAGCAUUUCUUGGCGAACAUUUGCCAUUUUGACAGUAUCUAUCUAGCCACCUACGUCUUGGUGCUAUCAUGGUCGUACCGUUAACUUGGUAUUUUCCAAAAUUGGCAUACUAUGAUAAGAGUGUAUGACGAACAUAAAUGAUAGGUCAUGACAUGAAUAUCAUGACACGUGUGUUAUGUAGGUCAUGAAACAGCUGCCUACGUCUUGGUGCUCUCAUGGUUGUUUCGUUAACUUCGUAGCUACCAAAAUUGGCAUAGUAUGACAACAGUGUAUGAUGUGUUCUGUGCUCCAAUGCACAAAAGGACGUUUUGUUAAGAAAGUAACUGGAACGCCAGUGCAUUUCUCUGCAAAGUUUGGGAAUUAAUAUCUCGAAACUGGUGUCAUCCUGAGAAUUCGUUUCAAGUGGAUCCACCUUGUGAGCUCCACGGCUAGAAUUUGUAAAUUACAAUAUGGGCCAUAAGGUAAUUAGUUAAAAACUUAAUAGUGACUUUUUGUUUAAUAGUUUAUUAUGCAUCUAAAUUUGUUUGUGCAAGUUAUGUCCGCCUUUUCGAGUAAACCAGCUCAUGAACUAGAAUUGUGCUAUCUGCCACAGGCAACCUUUAAAAAAUUUGGAAGUGCUCGCUAAAACACCCUGUACAUCGAUUUCCUUAAAUUGCAGCGCACCGAUUCAGUGCUUUAAACAGAAGUGUGGACGACUGUGCAAACGAAGUACGGUCACGAGCGAAGCUUAGUACAGCGGAGGCUUAGUUGCUGAUUAUUUUCACGCCGACGCCGCAAUACGUACAGCCAGAGUUCUUUAAAGGACUGUGAAAUAACCGUUCUUGCAACUGCCGCGUUCACUGCCUGCAGUAGCAGUGCGCAUAACAAUGACGCCGUUGCGGAAACCGUUCACCGUUGAGGAAACGAUUCACCGUUGCGAGAGCCAUACUGAAGUCAGCGACGAGUGUUGCAGCGCCUCUCAGUGCUAAAGUUAUCGGUUGCGAUAAGCGGCUUUGCUAACGCUAUAUAUGUCAUCGGAAUCGUACGCUUUGAAAAAAAAAAAAAAGGUGGCAGUGACUAUAAGUUACUAACAAGCUGCCACAUAUGUUAUUGACGUGUUGUUAACUGAAGUUGGUAACGGUAAUGUUGGUAACAGUUACCAAAUACACUAUUAAUUUUGUAACCCGUACUGCUGCAUUUAGGGCCAAAUAGCUCAUAUUUCAUAUUGCUGCGUGCUAUACGAACACGAUGAUGUAGACACUUGGAUUUAGUGGGACGUACCCAUAAGCGGUCGCUGGCUGAUCUGAGGACGACGACGUGCCUUAUUUUGAUGUUGGCUGGGUUCCAUGUUGGCCAGUGCUUGCUACCCCUUGUAAAUACACUGUGUAAAUAUUUUACCUACUUUGCUUUCACGUAACAAUAUGUUAUAAACCUCGUUCUCGUGAUAUUUUUUUUCAGAGCUUAAAGGUUAAUUAUAGGCGCUGCAGAGAGGUCACGGCGUGAACAUAACAUGUUUCGGACCGUGUCACCAAUACGUGGCAUAUCUCUGCUGUGUCGAAUAACGAGCAGGCGAAUAACGUUCGUGUAGUAGAAUACAUCCGACCCCAGAAUUAUUGCUGAAAGUGUCAUUGCCGCUCAACAGUCCACGAACUUAUUGUAAAAAUGGCGAGAGCGUUUAGCGUAACUAAACGUCAAUCACGUUUUCUUUCCAAGACCCCCUGCACAGUGGCUGUAUGGGCGCGCACUUUUCUAUCAAAGAGGCCCUCCCGCGCGGUGCAUGUUCGUGGGCUUGUUUAUCUUUAGCACUAAAUAAAAUAUACUUGGGUUAAUAUUUUCAAAACAUGGAAUGAAUGUCUGCAACGGCUUUUACGUCCUCACGUAGGUCGAAGAGCACCAAGCAUUUUAAAGGAAUUUAGCGCUUACCCAUUAUCGGGUGGCAUCAACUCCUAAUUUGGUGCGGUACCUUAAUAAUGCCGCUCCUUUACUGUGCCCUUGUGGAGCUCCCGACUCGCGCAUCAUUGGCAGUAUUAGUGUAUAUGUUUCAUUAUGUUUCAAUGGUAUGUGCCAUUGCGCUUGGACCCUUUCUACACUACCCCCAAGAUCGGCCCACAGUUUUCUGUCUACGACAGACAGAUUACGCUCGGCAUAAACAGCUCCGCUGUUAAAACCAUGCUAGGUCAAAUUUUUCUUGCCAGUUAAAGGGUUAAAUUAGGGCACAUAACGGGCAUGCAAGGAACAUUAAGCUGCCGGGUGACUGACCAGUACACUGUACAAAAACGAACGCGAGAUAAGAGAGAAUAACGUAUCGCACAACUCAAUGAGCAGGCUACUUUAGGCCACAUGUCGUGAGUUCCCCUCGAACGUAUGUAUAGCCAGAGUAUUGGGGACUGCGACUUGGGUCGGUGAGCACCCGUGUCUUUGCAUAAAUAAAUAAAGUUGUGGUCAUAGCUUUCUACAACCCAAUGUAUGCACGCAUGUACGCAACGAUGGAAUGCACAAAAGUGUUAAUCCGAAAUAAAGAAAAAAGCUACAAUUCAAUCAAAAGUUGCAGAGAAACUGCCACUGCCCAGCACAAUACUCCACGGGCAAGAUGAGGCAUUAGCCAUUGCUAACUUACCUCAAUUGCACCUGUAAGGCUCUAGCGUUAGUAAAUAACUAGCAAAACGUUAGUAACUAUCUGUGAGGGGUAGUAACUCCUUCAGUUUCUAAAUUUUUCAUGCGGUUACAAACUUUUCGCUAACUUCUUUUUCUAAGAGUGUAGAAUUUUGAAUAUUUUUUCGCCAGCACGCUCACACUACCGUAGUUUUCACGUCAUCUAGCGAUAUGGAGGGCUGUUAUUUCUGUCUGGGAAUAUAAUUGGCAGUGGUCGAAUGAGAGAUGUGUCUGGACCAAGGAGGUUAAAACCUCCUUGGUCUGGACAUGGUCUCUGGAGACUGUUGUCCUCGUAUUGUCGAAACAUUGUCUACAGAUGCAUCUUUUGUUUGCAUGGAGGAAGUAAAUAAUCAAGGAGAGAACACUGCGCCACGCAAUCAGCCUUGGCAAGCGAACGCUCCGGGAAGCAAUUUUCUUUUUCUCUCUCAGUAUCGCCCCUACACAUGACCUCUCAGAGUCGGCGCAUUGCCCGGUAAUGUUGGUUUCGCGGUAGUUUUUAAUAGAUUCGCACUUGUUCGGCCGCCCUGCCGUACAGCUGUGCCUGCCGAGUGGGAGUAUGAAAGCCUACCUCGCGCUCUGACGUGACGAUCACGUGUUAGACCGAUUCGUUUGGCUUCAAUCAUGUUGCGCGAUGCUCCCUCCUAAUUAUGUCCCUCCUCCAUGCUUGAUUAAAACACUGUUGAUUAUUUCAAGUCCGCACCUUCCUGUGUACCACUGUCUUCUUUGGAUGUCUCUGGGAAUUGUUAUUAUUGGAUCUGAAGGCAUAUACGAUAUACACUUGACAGGAAAGGGAAAGCGAGGGGCAGGCUGGCAACUGCCACCGGAAGGGGCACAACGCCUGCCUACUCUUUAGAAAGGAGGAGACGGAAACAUAGAAAUGGAAGAUAGGAAGAAGGGGAGGAAAGAGGAAAGAAAGAGCGAGAUGACAAAUAUCAAAGAAUAAAAUGGCACACAUAGUAGGGCCGGUCACUGCAGGUCACGCUACUAAAAAAAAAAAAAAAGUUACAUAGAAGAAACAGUCUCUGAGUUACAAACGUGAACUUAAGUUAGUUAAUUCUAGAAAAGUAAGGAGAGUCCGAUGAGCCUUGAUCGCGUCGAGACGCACAACCACUGGGGUGCAAACAUUCGUCUAGUCUCGUACACCGCAGGCUAUGGAGAUGAUAGUCCCUCGCUAACGACAUGCGCUGCGCACUGAAAACGGGACAUUCCAAUAUCAGGUGGUGAAGUGUCUCGCAGCAACCGCAAGAUGUACACGAUGAACUGGCCGUACGUCCUUGUCGGUAUAAACGUUCGCACACGUUCACACAGCGAACCCGUAGCUUGAGUAGUUGCGCUCUAGCGUGGGCAAGCCUCGACCGUGAUUCCAGGGUGGGAACGUUCCAUUUGCGACGCACUGGUCUGGAUGCUGCUUGAGUAGGUGGCGACGAAUCAGCAGCGAGCGUCAGCAAGCUUGCACAAAAUUUCAGGGCAAGCACAGUCGUUAUGAGCGCAAGUUGAAGCCAGCCGAUCAGCCUCUUCGUUUCCGGCGAUCCCUACGUGUGAAGGUAUCCAUUGGGCAACGAGAGAUACCCCACGGGAUGAAAUAUUGUUUGCAGUCUGUAAUGCUGCGCACAACUGGACAAUCAAUCUGACUGCGCGGUAAUCUGCUAAGGGCAGCACGGGAGUCCGUAAAGAUGACAAUCUUCGAUGUGGUUAACUCCUAUUUCACGUAUAUCAGUGCAACAUUAUUCGCUGCUAGCCCUGCAGUUGUUGACUGGAUGAGGUCUAUGAAAUAUUCGUCGUACUUGAGUCGAAGGGUAGAAAAAAUCUGCAGAGGCGCCUUGACCGUCGCUGUGUACAGAUGCAUAUGUGAAUACUUGAAGAUAAUCUGGAAAUCUUUCGAACAUGUGAGACUUAGCCAAUUGGAAUAUUGCUGAAUCAGGCAUAUAAGACUUUUUGUGCAUGUCAGGGAUAUUGAGGUGAAUGGGGAAUACGUGUUUGGUGGUAUCUUUUGGAGGCGGAGGAGUAACUGAAGCAGCAUGUUCAGAAAUGUCAGCAAAGUUCGUAAAUAUUGCCGCCAUUUUUCCCAUGCGAGAAAACGGGUGGUGAGUCAGAUGAUCAAGGAGCGAUUGAUCAUUCGAUGCUCGGUACAGACGCUCAAUAUGAUAUAGAGCUAUCUCAUCUGCUUGCAGUCUCAGGGGUAACUGAUGCGCUUCAGUUAGUAAUGGAACAGAUGGCGCCUCACGAGGUAAUUCCAGCAUCAGUCAAAGGGCAAUGCGAUGAUUUCGUUCACGUAUAGCAUAAUUACUAAAAAUACAAAAAAAGAAAGGUAAUGACUGACGGUAAUGACUUACAACGGUUACACGGCGCAGGUAAAAAACACUAUCUUUUGAAGGUUUUUCAAGAUCUUGCUUUUUUUUUUAAGCUCGGCUGCGAAGAGACGGUAUAAAGCCUCCAGAUUUCUUUUGCUUGCGCUCCUCUUGGUCUGAGAAAACGAAAAAGGAAAUGUAGAAAUAAAUUAAAAAAUAAAUAGCGACAAUAACAACAUUUCUCAGCCCCUAGUCUGUAGGGUUUGCUUCAUCUGUCGCCAGCUUUGUUUUCAGCUUCAGGUCCUCGCACGAUCGUAUAAAGGGCGAACUCGAGCUAAUUAAAAUCGCUAAUUUUACUCGGCGUCGGGAGUUGUUUCUUCAUUCCUACACUUUUUUGUUUUUUGACGAGUAGUUGCUAGGAUAUAGAUAGACAAGACUGAAAUUUCGCUGCUGCUUCUGUGGUUGCGGCAAUAUAUUAAGGCUUCUAGCUGGCAGACCAAAUUAUUUCCUUGGCAAGUCACUGAAUUGCAAGGCUUUCAUCUUGAGCUGAAAUUGGAGGCCGUGUUUUCCCAGAUGGACGAUAAUUUGUUUUUUGUUUUUUUAUAGAGAAACUGAUGAGUGCCACGCGUGCCACUUUGCCGGCUAAUUAGGAACUCAACAGCCGGAGUUGCACGUCAAUCAGUGAGGGCUAGAACAUAAUUUUAGUAUUUUUUAAAGUGAGAGAUUGCAUAUAUUUUUUUAAAUCUUCAAGUAUAUGGACACGCAAGUGCUCCUGUCUGAAGCUUUGCGUCUUAAGUUUCUACAAACCAUGAAAUCAAGAAACGAUGCGUGUCAUCCUAAAGGUGACAGGAACAAAGUAAUUAUAGGAAACAGAAGGUACAAAAAAAAAAAAGAAUCCAAGAAAAGAGCUACCAACGCGCGUUGACAUUGGCGAUUUCUUUUCGUCACACAUUCUUGAUGAAAGUUGUACUUGUUUGUGAAAGCCGAAUC